AUGGGGAGGAACUCGACAGAGGCAGCGCGGCGGGAGACGAUCGACCUCGAGGAUAUAAGCGCACACAUCCGGGCCUCGCACGGGGGUGCCGCCGCUCCGACACGGCCGUGGUCGCGGCGGACGGACGGGACGACGGAUUUCUACGGCGCACGGCAUAGCAUCGACAGCGCGAGGACGGACGAUAUCAGGGACUGGCCGCGAUACGCCAAGAUGGAGAAGGCCGGGUCCGCGUUCCCGUCGCCGCUGGGGACGAGCGUCUCGCAGACGAACUUCCUGCACCCGCCGACGCCGGACGCCAUGGACAGCAGCGCCAGCGCGGCCUCGUUCGACCGCAAGCGCGACGAGUUCAACGACACGAUACACCUGACGUCGAACGCGCCGCCGGGGGCCGAGGGGGGCAAGGCGGGCGGCAGCAGCUUCCUGUGGUGGACGUGGGCGCUGUGGCUGCUGGGCGCGCUGAUGGUGACGCUGACGGGGCUGUACUCGACGGGGUCGGCCAAGGCGCUGAUGAAGCAGAGCUUUUUCGUGGCGUCGCCGCAGAACUCGAUUCUGCUGCUGCGCGUGCUGACGGAGCUCUGCGCGGUGGUGUUGGCGGCGCUGGUGGUUGUCGUGGUGGAGGAUCUGCAGUGGGCUCUGGCCUCGAGGCCUGGGGGUGUGAGCUUAUUGCACUUUGUCGGAUUGGAUUCCGGGACGGGGGUGUGGGGGCUGUUGAGGCUUUUGGCCACGGCGGAUUGGAAGGAGAAGUAUUCGAGUUUGUUUCGGUUGUUGGUCAUUUGCUCGAUUCCCCUACCUGGUAUCAUUCUCAUGGGCGCCAUCUCCAUCGAAAUGGUCACUUUCCCCGAGAAGACCUACCCAGUAUCUGCCGGCAUCGGCCCCUUUAAUGCCUCUAAUGUCUAUCAUGUCCGAAACUCCACGGCGACCGCUUUGCUGGUGCAGAUGGGCAGUCCCGCGUGGUCCGACCGAGACUCCUUCUCUCUGGACCCCCUGACCAAGGGCGUCGGGAAGUGCACGGGGCCGGACGGCAACUGGGCUCCGUGUGAUGAGUCGCAUCUCCUCACCGGCGGUGUCGUCGCCAUUGCUCCGCAAACAGACGACCUGAAGCAGCUCCCGGGGUCCGCCUCCUACGUUGUUCCCAAGACGAGAGUCGUCCAGCUCGAGUACGGAAAGGUGCCGGAUCUCGAGAACCUCCGCAAGACCGGCAAGUGCUUCCUUCUCGGAGCCGCCAGCGCCGCGUCUUACUGGUGUGCCAAGACCGGCGACAACAACGCACUCCUUUUCGGCUCCGCAUACUGCCCAAUCUCCAUGCAGGCCACGAGCUCCUGCAUCAACGACACAACCUGGACCAGCAAGCUCGAAAUCUCCUCCUCCCUCUUCGUCUACUCGCGCCUCGCCACCAUCACCUACGACCGCGGCAACUUCUCCAUCCUCGCCGUGACCGACAUGACGCCCGCCAAGCAGGACAUCAUCACCCUCGACGACUACAUGCUCUCCCUCUCCGCCGUCGUGCCCGGGUUCAACGCGAGCAGCAGCCAGGACGCCACCAAGGGCGACAACUCGGCCCUCGCAAUCUACGCCGUCACCGCGCUGCCCAUCAACGACUCCGAGGUCGCCAAGAAGCAGUCCCUCAAGGCCAUCCGCAAGGCCAUGUCCGUGCCCUUCCACUACUUCCACGCAAACUACUUCUCCAACGGCCCCUCCAUCUGGGAGCUGACCGGCCCGCGCGAGGGCCUGCCGGCGGACAUGUACACCGACCUCUCCAUCUCCGUGCUCAGCCACCAGGUCGUCGCGGGGAAGGUCAGCAGGGUGCUGUUCGUGCUCGUCAGCAGCACGAUUCUGUGCCUGUCGGCGGCGAUUAUCGUGGCGACGUCGCGGGUGUGCGAGAAGAGACCGGAGCGGUGCGGGUAUCCGACGCUCGACUUUGCGGCGGUGUGCGCCGUCCGGGGGAUGCAGCCGGCGCCGGCGGGGUGGGACCAGGAGAGGCAGGACGGGACGGGCGGCCCCGGUGCUGGUCCCGGAGGUCCCGGCGCCGGCGGACACACGCUGCACAAGAGCCUCACGCAGCUGGGGCAGAAGCCGAAGCCGUUUGACGUUGCGAAGAAUAUCAAGAACGACCGCGUAAUAAUCAGUUAA
Colletotrichum siamense is the source of this 2130-nucleotide messenger RNA. RefSeq lists its product as uncharacterized. The transcript is spliced from 4 exons. NCBI's taxonomy places the organism in Eukaryota, Fungi, Ascomycota, Sordariomycetes, Glomerellales, Glomerellaceae. The coding region runs from base 1 to 2130 and encodes 709 amino acids. The record is from RefSeq and is a predicted model, not a curated record.